This is a messenger RNA of Ceratosolen solmsi marchali, 1148 nucleotides long. RefSeq names its product Tubulin-binding cofactor C (gene TBCC). Gene Ontology annotation, cellular component: cytoplasm. Lineage: Eukaryota; Metazoa; Arthropoda; Insecta; Hymenoptera; Agaonidae. The transcript has a single exon. Bases 11 to 1042 code for a protein of 343 amino acids. The record is from RefSeq and is a predicted model, not a curated record. Gene Ontology annotation, biological process: tubulin complex assembly; post-chaperonin tubulin folding pathway. Gene Ontology annotation, molecular function: tubulin binding.
UAAAAAUAUAAUGGAAUCUAGUACACCAAGCGAAGAAGGUUUAUUAGAGAGAAUAUGCAGAAGAGACAGAGAGCGUAAGAAUAUAAUUGAAAAGCGCAAAGAGGAAAAGCAACAGCUUAUUGUGGAGUCAGAACAAUUGAGUUAUUUUAAAAAUAUAUUUUAUUCGAGGUGUAAAACUAUUAAGGACUGGUUAGAUAGUACAGAAUCUGUUCCAGACUCAAAAUUAUCAAAAAUUUUUGACAAUGUACAGAGUGAAAUAAUAAUCUUAAAAACAUAUUUAUUUGAUUCAAAAAUAUUUCUUAAAGCUUACGAUCUACGAAGAGCACAAGAUACCCUUCAAAUUUUAGAAAAUGAUGCAACUCAGUUGGAAACUAAACUUAUACCGAGAAAAAAAUUUGGAUUUAAGAAUCGUAGAGUAUUUAAUACGUCGGUUCAAUCGAGCGAUGUAACGGAUGACUUGAAAGAUUUGAAGAUCGCUGAAAGUAUUGCAACAAACGGUGUUGGAAAACAGAACAAUAAACAAAUUUGUAAUAGAUAUGGCGAUAACACAUGUAUGUUAUUAGGGAAAGUUGAUGAAAAGUUAGUACUGGAUGCUGAAAAUGUGAAUAAAAAUGAUGUGCUGCUCUCUGACUUAAAAAGAUGUACGGUGCGAGUAUAUGGAACACCAAAUACGCUUCACAUGGUUAGCCUUGUACAAUGUACGGUUUUGAUUGGACCAGUGACGACAUCUGUUUUAGUGGAUAACUGCCAUGAUUCUCAAUUUGCCUUUGCAUGCCAGCAACUUAGAUUGCAUACUUCUACUAAUUGUACUAUAUAUUUGCAUAUAACAAGCAGAGCAAUAAUAGAGGAUUCUACCAAAAUCUUUGUCGCUCCUUAUAAUUGGACGUAUGAAGAUCAAAUGAAUCAUUUUAAGUUAGCGGGUUUGAAUCCCAAGAUCAAUAACUGGAAUUCUAUCGACGAUUUCAACUGGUUAACAAAGGAAAAGAUUUCUCCCAAUUGGUCUGUUCUUGAACCCGAUAAGAGAGUAAAAUCUUGGGAUUGAUAAUACUUAUACAAUAAAUAUUAUAAAUUUUAUUGUUUUAAUUUCCUCUGAGACUGGCAAAUCAAGUUAUUCAAUUAAAAAAUGAAUGAUGUAUGCAUUUUCUUUU